Messenger RNA from Lasiosphaeria miniovina, 1056 nucleotides. Its product is annotated as WD40-repeat-containing domain protein. NCBI's taxonomy places the organism in Eukaryota, Fungi, Ascomycota, Sordariomycetes, Sordariales, Lasiosphaeriaceae. The transcript has 3 exons. Gene Ontology annotation, molecular function: RNA binding; ubiquitin binding. Gene Ontology annotation, cellular component: nuclear pore. Gene Ontology annotation, biological process: RNA export from nucleus; transcription-dependent tethering of RNA polymerase II gene DNA at nuclear periphery. The record is from RefSeq and is a predicted model, not a curated record. The coding region runs from base 1 to 1056 and encodes 351 amino acids.
AUGGCGGGCUUUGCAGCGAGCAACACGCUCGGCGACCUGAAGCAGGAUGUCGAGCUCGGAAGCCCGCCCGAGGACAGCAUCUCGGACCUCUGCUUCAACCCGAACCCGACCGACCCCAAGGACUUCCUGGCCGUGGCGAGCUGGGACAAGAAGGUGCGCAUCUACGAAAUCUUGCCCAAUGGCCAGGGCCAGGGCAAGCUCCAGAUGGAGCACGACGGGCCGGUGUUUUCGUGUGACUUCUUCAAGGACGGCUCAAAGGUCAUUGCGGGCGGGGCCGACAAACAAGCCAAGGUGCUGGACCUGGUUAGCGGGCAGACGGCCCAAGUAGCGCAGCACGACGCGCCGGUGCGGUGCGUGCGGUACUUUGAGAACAACGGCACGCCCAUGGCCGUGACGGGCUCGUGGGACAAGACGGUCAAAUACUGGGACUUCCGCUCCCCCCAGCCCGCCGGCGUGCUGCCGUGCCAGGAGAGGGUCUACAGCAUGGACGUGCGCGACAACCUGCUAGUGGUUGGCACGGCGGACCGCUACAUUAACGUGGUCAACCUGAAAGAACCCACCAAGUUCUACAAGACGAUGCAGAGCCCACUCAAGUGGCAGACACGCGUCGUCAGUUGCUUCACCGACUCUCAGGGCUUUGCUAUUGGCAGCAUUGAGGGCCGCUGCGCCAUCCAGUACGUCGAGGACAAGGACGCUAGUCUGAACUUCUCGUUCAAGUGCCACCGAGAUCCCCCUCAGGGCAACGUGACCAACGUGCACGCGGUGAACGACAUCUCCUUCCACCCGCAGCACGGCACCUUCAGCACCGCCGGCAGCGACGGCACGUUCCACUUCUGGGACAAGGACGCCAAGCACCGGCUGAAGGGGUACCCCAACGUCGGAGGCAGCAUCACGUCGACCAAGUUCAACAAGACGGGCUCCAUCUUUGCCUACGCCAUCAGCUACGACUGGAGCAGGGGGUUCCAGGGCAACGCCAGCACGUACCCGACCAAAGUGGUGCUGCACCCGGUGCAGCAAGACGAGUGCAAGCCGCGGCCAAAUCCUAAGAAGAGGUAG